Messenger RNA from Laetiporus sulphureus 93-53, 738 nucleotides. RefSeq lists its product as uncharacterized. NCBI's taxonomy places the organism in Eukaryota, Fungi, Basidiomycota, Agaricomycetes, Polyporales, Laetiporaceae. Bases 110 to 637 code for a protein of 175 amino acids. The transcript has 3 exons. The record is from RefSeq and is a predicted model, not a curated record.
AAGGAGAACGAAAUAGAGAGAAGACUGCUGGUGCGUUCCGCGUUUCUUAUCGGUCGGCCAGCGGUAUCAUUGUGCUCGCACGCACAUACGAGCAGGUGCUGAGAAGCAGAUGGUGCCGACAACUGCGGGAAAAGGACCGCCGGCAUCAAAGGGCAAGGAAAAGAAAACCGCUAAAACAUCUGCAGCCCCACGCGUGAAGACCAAGAGAGCUGCACCUGUGACUGAUGCAUCCUUGCUGAAUGUUCGAAUACCGCGUCUGAAAUGUCCUCGGUCUUUCAAGAAACUUCUGCCCUCUCAAGUGCACCCACCUCGUCCAUUUAAGUAUUCCCCGGAGUCGCUCAAAGUCUUCAACAACAUUGUGUGGGAAGAAGAUGAGUUCGAGACGAUGGAGCUAAGCGCUAUAUGCCAAUUGGCUGUAGAGGCAAACGACGAAGAUCCGCGCACAGAUGUGCUAGCGCCGUUCUCUCCGUUCACACCGCCGUCCGUGGACUGGAAGGAUGACCUGCACGUCCACCUAUACGCAGACGUCGGCUUACCGGUCUACUUGCUAAAGGCAUUGGGACUGUCUGAGGGGAUCGCGCAAGAGUGGAUUGAUGCGGCAGAAGAGGUCAAUCGCGAAGUCGGACUUGUAGCUUAGCAUAACCGUCAUGUGGUGAAGAACAGGAUAUCUGCCACUCUGCGCGUGAGACAGGGUCACCUUGCCAUCGCGUUAGAUCCGGAUAAUAAAACGGUUCCGUA